AUGUGCGGGACGCUCUUUGGAACACUACCUCAAGCACAGCAACAAAAUAUAUUCCUUGGCUUACCACUAGAGCUCAUGCGAGAAGAAGCAAGGCUCCUGGUUGACCAACGUGAGUUACAGUGGGGAAAAAAAAACAUCAUCUUGGAUUGGAUUGCCGGCUCUAAUAGGUCUCUCAAAGGGGUCGCAACCAUCGUCGAGGACUCGCUCGCCCAUCGCGAUGCUGUCAAAGCACUUAGCGAAACCGACAAAGCUGAUAUUCUCUCUCUAAAAAUACAAGAGCAAGAUAAGUUGAUGCUGGCAAAUCGAGAGGAGUCGAUAAAACGAAAGGAGGCCGCUAUCGAGAAUGCGAAGGCGUCCGGGAAAUGGAAAACAAAACCCGCAAGAGCUUCUGAGUCUUCCAUUGACAAGUCAAAAGAAACACCACUUUUUGAAAGCACGUUAGACGCGAUUGUCGACGGUGUUGGAGGCGAGGGUGGUCGCGAGGAGUUGGCUUCAACAGCCCAGCGAACCUCUGCAGACGACGGCAGUCAGCGUCAAUACGUAAUCCCCAUGGCAUCUUCGGCCAUAGGCCUGCAUUCUCUUAGACUCCCCAGGGAAGCCGAGAAUAUCCCUAGCCCGCCAGAUGCCCGCUACCAGGUGUAUAAGUAUCUGCAAAGCCUCGGGUAUUUUAUGUCCCCUGGGCUGCGAUUUGGCUGUCAGUUCGUCGCAUACCCCGGAGACCCAUUGAGAUUCCACUCCCAUUUUCUCGUGAAAUCUUUGCAAUGGGACGAGGAACUCUCGAUGUUGGACCUUGUCGGCGGAGGUCGGUUGGGCACUGGCGUCAAGAAAGCCUGGAUGAUGGCAGGUCUUGAACAAAGAGACAUAGAGGCUGACAGACCAGAGAGCCACGGUGUAAGGACGUUUUGCGUCGAAUGGGCAGGCUUUGGAUAA
Orbilia oligospora ATCC 24927 is the source of this 930-nucleotide messenger RNA. RefSeq lists its product as uncharacterized. Gene Ontology annotation, cellular component: tRNA-intron endonuclease complex. The record is from RefSeq and is a predicted model, not a curated record. Gene Ontology annotation, biological process: tRNA-type intron splice site recognition and cleavage; tRNA splicing, via endonucleolytic cleavage and ligation. Bases 1 to 930 code for a protein of 309 amino acids. Gene Ontology annotation, molecular function: nucleic acid binding; tRNA-intron lyase activity. The transcript has a single exon. Lineage: Eukaryota; Fungi; Ascomycota; Orbiliomycetes; Orbiliales; Orbiliaceae.